GCCGACCGUCGACUGUCAUCUCAAACUCGAAUCGAAAGUGCAGGAAAGGGUGAAAGGCAACGUAAACAACAUUAGUGUUGUAUCUGUCUAUUGAUGGGUUGAUUUAAACUUCGUUUAUUUCUUUCUCAUAAUUAUGUCGUUGCAUGGUGUAAGACGAUGCUCUGUUAAGGGUUGUCAAUCGACUUCCCUUAACCACAAGCGUUUCCAUCACUUCCCCAAGGAGGCAGAAAGGAGCAAGACGUGGACUCGCCUCUGCGGAAAUGAAAUACUUCUGGGCGUUGCCGCGGCUGAAAUGCAUAAGAGGUUCCGUGUGUGUUCACUCCACUUUUCUCGAGAGCAGUACUUCAGUAAUGAACUUUAUAGGCUGAAGUUUUAUAUGGGUGGCGCAGUUCCUGAUCAAGCACUCGGUAACCCACUAAGUGAAGAACUGAUAGAAAGUUGGUGGAAAGCAGGGACAUUGGAGCAAUUUCAGAGAAAAUUUGUCGCGGCAAGAAAUAGAAGAAGUAAAUACGAUGUAAGUGAUAUAAGUGGUAUGACCCCUUUGCCACAUCUCUCUUGGAGUAAUUACACCAUGGAAAAGGACCUGCUCCAUGAUAACACCAUGGAAAAGGACCUACUCCAUGAUGACACCUCUGUGCAAAGAACUAGAAGAAGUAAAUAUGAUAUAAGUGAUAUAAGUGGUAUGACUCCUUUACCAAAUCUCUCUGGACGUAAUAAGACUGUGGAAAAAGACCUACUCCAAGAUAACACCACUUUGCAAAGAAAUAGAAGAAGUAAAUACGAUAUAAGUGACAUAAGUGGUAUGACCCCUUUACCUGAUCUCUCUGGAAGUAAUAACGGUGGCAUCAGCCCUUGCCAAGAGGAGUUCGCUUUGUUUGAUAAUUUGGAUCAAAGCAAACCAGGACCUUGCGCUUCAGAAUGUGGUGAUGAAGGAUUUGCACCAAUGGAGUAUUUAGACCACUAUGAAAGUGAAGCUAAUUUGGAGCCCACUCCAAUGAACUCUGGCAGUUAUGAUGUUGGCAGCAGUCAUUCCCAAAAAAAUAUUUCUUUGCUUGAGGCUCCAGAUCAAAGUAAACAAAAUGGAUCUGCUUGCAGUCUUAAGAAGAGCUCUGUUGAGAAUGCUAAUGCACCUGGCAUACUUGGUAGUCCUUUUGAAGAUGUUGAAGCAUCAAGUACAUUUGAUAGCCCUUUGGAAGAUACUGAUGUGCCUGGCAAACUUGGUAGUCUGUUCCAACAUUUUAAUGAAGGAUCUGCACCAAUGGAGUACUUGGACUACGUGGAUUACAAUGAAAGUGGACCCACACCCUACAGGGAAAAGUGUCACAUAGGAGCACUUACUUUAAACGACUUUAAAACUGAAAGAAGGGCAGAGAGGUCUUUGUGGUUGGUGAAAUCCAAGUUUAAGCAAAUGCAACAUCAAAACAGGCAGUUACAGCAGAAGCUUAAAUAUGCUCAAAAUAAAAUUAAAGAAUUAGAGUCGAUGCUGGCGUCAUCUGGAGGAGAAGAUUCCAAUCAAGAAUGAAGUGUUACUCCUCCAUGCCUGAUAGUGAAGACUUCAAAGGACCCAAUGCAAGAAGCCCCCUGCUCUCGAACAUGCUCUGCUCAGCAAUGCUCACUGUUUGUGAGCUUGCUUGAGCUUCAAAGCCAAAAUGCUGCACGGAGCAUUUCCAACAUAACAAUUACACGUUAAACAAGAACAGGAGGAGGGGGAGACGCCAUGAGAAGAGAUUAAUGCCAAUGCCAAAGAGAGAGGAUGACAUGAAUUCCUCUUUCGAUUGAUCUGUGAUAAGUUCAUAGCCAUAUUCAUCAAGUUGUUACUGUACGAGUCUGAUGGGUGGUGUAAUUCAGUGGCCAUCUGCAUUACAACCAGGAAGAAAAAACACCCACAUGAUUGAGGACUAGGUAAUCAGGCCUUACCCCUUUUUGCUGCUUCUCUGCUCAACCUUAAGGACAUCCCAAUGUAAAAUUCAAAUUUUGAAUCAAUCCUCUUAAUUUUGGUAAUCAAUAAAAU
Messenger RNA from Thrips palmi, 2011 nucleotides. RefSeq lists its product as uncharacterized. The record is from RefSeq and is a predicted model, not a curated record. The coding region runs from base 134 to 1522 and encodes 462 amino acids. The transcript is spliced from 5 exons. Gene Ontology annotation, molecular function: sequence-specific DNA binding. NCBI's taxonomy places the organism in Eukaryota, Metazoa, Arthropoda, Insecta, Thysanoptera, Thripidae.